UUAUUAUUAUUAUUAUUAUUAUAAAUACUAUUAUUGUUUAGAUAGUAUUUAUUUUAUGCAUACGUAACUUGUGGGUGGUGAAUAUAGAACAAUAAAAUAGAAAUCCUAUAAAAACUCUGGUGACAACACUAACGACCAAGAUAUUCAUCAGCUUAAAAGAUCAACGUCAUAGUUACAAGUAACUGAAAAAAUAAUUACGAACAAAGAAUAGAAUAGAAUAACAUAAAUUGAUGGAUAUCGGCUAGCAGUGGAAUCAAGGAAUCGUGUUUCGUCAUAUUUGGGACUCCUCAGUUGGAUGUACCUUCAUCUCAGAGUUGAUAUUCACUAUGGGAUUCGAACCCAGUGCCCUUCGCUUUAAACGCUAUCGCGUUAUCCUUUAAUUUUUUAAGUUCUCAUCAACUGUCUACAAAUUAAAAUUACAACGAUUAAAAAUAGUUAUGUAACAUCGUGAUGAAAUAGUGAGGUUGUAAUUAAUUCAUUUUUAUACGAAAAAAAAUGUUGUGCAACCUACCAUGUCGAAUUGUUUUGAUUGUUAUGAACACUAUCAGCAUGAUUGUAGGGCUGGUACUGCUCAUACUUGGAGCCUUGAUGGUUUGGGGUCAAAGUGUUAUUCAAUCCUUGUUGAAUAAUUUCAUAACCAACCUAAUUAAUCAGUACAUUAAAGGAACUGAUAGUGGACAAAUUAAUGAAAUGGUCACAAGAAUACUGACGUCUACUUCUCCAGUUGGUAUGGCAGUUUUUAUACUAGGUGCUGUUUGUACAGGUAUCUCGUUGUUUGGUUAUUGUGGAGCCUGUUGUAAUAUGAAGAUAUUACUUUAUAUAUACGCAAUUUUAGUAGGAGCUUUGGCACUUGCUUUUCUGAUCACAUUCAGUGUGUACUUCUCUCGUAAAGAUGAGAUUGGAAACAGAGCAAUUGACCUAUUCGAGACAAGUGUCAAGAAUUAUCAAUCAAUGGCAGCAAAUACAAUUGACAGCUUAGUGGUUGGCUUAAUCUCACCUCCACUUCAAUGCUGUGGUGUGGAUAGUGGAGAAGACUUUAAAACUUCAACUAAUUUCUGGAAAAACGAUACUUACGGUGGUAAAACAUAUAGUAAUAUUGCAUAUCCUGUAGUAUGUUGCAAAUUGAAUCAAAAUUAUGCAAUUAUUGAUUCUACAUGUCCAGAUCAAUUUAAUGAAAAUAACAGUAAUUAUAAAACUGGUUGUAGAAGUCCAUUAAAAGAACUUUUCCUUAAAUAUAUGGACUAUGUAGCUUAUGGAUUAAUUGCGGCAUUUGUUAUAUUGUUGCUCGUUGUUAUAUUCACACUUUUAACCAUUUAUAUUGAUGUUAUCUGAACAAACAAAUAAACAACCAAACAAACUGACGAAAACGAAAUUAAAUGAAAUGGAAUUCAAUUGAUUACAGUUUGUUUAAAAAAUUAUCACCCAUUGUUUGUCUAUACUCGGUUAAGAGCUAAAUACUCAAAUAAAAAGUGAUUUCUUUUGUUGAACUUCGCCUUUAAAACAAAAUAAAUAUAAUGCCUUUGCAUAGUUGAUGUAUACAUCUAUGCUCUUUAUGUAUGUGUGGAUAUAGCUGACAGGUUAACUUUUCACACUUCCAAUCUCUUAAUAUGACGUUUUUUUAUAACCAUUAUUAUUCUUUGUAUCACUGCUGUUAGCAUAAUCAUUAUACACAUUAUAUAAUGUUAAGUAAUCAACAAUGUUUCUUUCCAUGAAUUCAUACUACCAUUAGUUAUUGUACUUUGAUCAUGUUUAAAUCCAAUGGAUGUAAUUUAUAUGACUAUUAUUAUUAUUAUUAUACAUUUUAAUUGAAACCAUUUAUUACAUAAAUAAACAAACAAUUCACCUCUUAUUGAUAAUGUUGUUGUAUUCAAUACAAUAUAUGUAAUAAGGUUACUUGUUCUUCAUUACAUAUAUAUAUAUAUUCUCUCUUUAUGGUGUCGGUAAAAUGGGAAAAGAAGUUUGUUACUAACUAAAUAUUUAUGUAAGCAGUUGAUAAAUAAAUAGACAUUUGAAUAUGAAAUAAUUUUGAUAUUUUGUUCUUUUUUAUUAUGUAUACUUGAAAUAUGACUAAUAGUGGGAUCCUGUCCGAAGUUUGUGGUGAUGAUGAUGUUCAGAAGGAUGAUAAAAGCUCCACGAUCAAACUAUCCAGCUGAGAGAAUAAAACUCCAUCAUAAUAGUUGGAUUCAGAAUGCCCUGGUGCGGCCGAGAGUGGGGAGAGUUCGC
Molecule: messenger RNA, 2223 nt
Organism: Schistosoma rodhaini
Lineage: Eukaryota; Metazoa; Platyhelminthes; Trematoda; Strigeidida; Schistosomatidae
Source: the annotation of a GenBank genome assembly